This is a messenger RNA of Tarenaya hassleriana, 3496 nucleotides long. RefSeq lists its product as uncharacterized. The coding region runs from base 134 to 2929 and encodes 931 amino acids. The record is from RefSeq and is a predicted model, not a curated record. Gene Ontology annotation, cellular component: CCR4-NOT complex. Gene Ontology annotation, biological process: protein ubiquitination. The transcript is spliced from 14 exons. Gene Ontology annotation, molecular function: ubiquitin-protein transferase activity; RNA binding. Lineage: Eukaryota; Viridiplantae; Streptophyta; Magnoliopsida; Brassicales; Cleomaceae.
UAAAAAAGGCAGCGGCCAAAAUCACAGCCAUCCGUUCUCUCCCUCUCUCGCCCGAGCUUCAAUCUCCUCAUCUCAAUCUCCAUCUGCAACUGCAAUCUCCAUCGAUCUUCUUCCCUCAGAUCGCAGCGCAACCAUGAGUGACCAAGGAGAGAAGACUUGUCCCCUGUGUGCUGAAGAGAUGGAUCUGACUGACCAGCAAUUGAAGCCUUGCAAAUGUGGCUAUCAGAUAUGUGUUUGGUGCUGGCAUCAAAUAAUGGAUAUGGCAGAGAAAGGUGAAUCAGCAGGGCGCUGUCCAGCUUGUCGCACUCAAUAUGACAAAGAAAAGAUUGUAGGGAUGACCGUAAAUUGUGAGAGAGUGGCCUCUGAAUCCAAUAUGGACCGCAAAAAGAUGCAAAAGUCAAAGCCGAAACCUUCUGAAGGGAGAAAGCAACUAGCCAGUGUGCGAGUGAUUCAAAAAAAUCUUGUUUACAUUGUUGGAUUGUUACUUGAUCUGGCGGAUGAAGAUCUUCUCCAACGUAAAGAGUACUUUGGUCAGUAUGGAAAGGUUUUAAAGGUCUCCAUGUCUCGAACAGCAUCUGGUGCCAUCCAACAAUUUCCAAACAAUACAUGCAGUGUAUAUAUCACUUAUUCCAAAGAAGAGGAGGCUGUACGCUGCAUUCAAUCUGUCCAUGGGUUUAUCUUGGAUGGUAAAUCAUUGAAAGCCUGUUUUGGGACAACCAAAUACUGCCAUGCAUGGUUGAGAAAUGUGCCUUGCAACAAUCCUGAUUGUCUCUAUUUACAUGAGAUUGGUUGUCAAGAGGAUAGCUUCACAAAAGAUGAGGUCAUAUCGGCCCAUUCAAGGAGUAGAGUGCAACAAAUCACCGGGGCAACAUAUAAUCCGCUACGUCGCUCAGGGAGCGUGCUUCCUCCACCGGUGGAUGAUUAUUGUGGAAGCAGUUCUGCUGCAAAUUCAUUUGUAAACGUUCCUUCAAAUGUGACUUCUAAAGCAACAAGUCCUCCCAAGAGUUCUCCACCUAAUGGGAGCUCUGGUAGAUCCACUGCUCUUCCUGCUGCAGCGUCAUGGGGAACACGUGUACCGAAUCAGCAGUCUGUAGCAGCAACAAUUACAUCAAAAGGAUCUUGUGAUGAAGAAAGAACUACGUUGGAAAAUGGAACAUUGGUUUCUGCUGCUGUUGUGAAAGCAGCUAAGCAACCAUCUCGCAAAGAAGAAAGUCAAACAGUGGUCAGAAUGAGUGAACUUGGAACAUUGAAGUCUUUGCAGCAUAACAGAGCUAAUUCACCUGAUAGAGAUCUUACUAGCAAUCAGCAAUCCAGUUCAGUAGAAUCUUCCUAUGAUAACAGAGUCAUGAAUGAGCCUUCAGCUGUUGUGAAUUCUAUGGAUUAUACGGAAGGAAUUGCUGGAGAUGGUCUUAGUGUAAGCAACUUGUCUACUGAUGUUGCUCGGAUGGGGAUAACUACUAAUUUUAAGAAUGACCAUCCUCAUGUUCCGGCAAUUCUCGAUAUUCAUUCUGAUCAAGGUUCUAUUAGACAACCUGGUAAUGAAGUAUCGAAGUUGCCACAAGCGGAGCAAUGUAGGAAGGAUCCUCCUAUGAGAACUGAUGAGAAAUCUGUUGUGAGCCGAGAGUCGGGUUGGAGGUCAGGCUCACAACCGCAAAUGCAAGUUAGAUCAAAAUCAGAAGUCAAGGAUGUCAUAUCAUUUGAUGGACGACAAAAUGUUGGAGAGGUUGUAAGCCAUUCAUUGCCUAACCCAAAUCAUUUGGCUUUCGGUGCUUCCCCAGUCGGUGAAAUUUCUGGUGCUUUAACUUUGAAUGCUGAUUCAUUCUUGGGAAGUAGAGGUAGCAACACAUUACUUUCACCAAAUGGAUUUGCAGAGAAAUCCAUGCCCAGUGUACAGCAUUCACUCAUUGGCCAAAAUAGAAUUCAGAAUGCAGAGGAUGAUAUAAUCUCAAGCAUUUAUUCUCUCGACUUUGAUCCGUGGGAUGAAUCCUUGACCUCACCGCAGGAUUUGGUAAAGUUGCUCGGUCAAGGUGAUCAGCGAGCUAGUUCUCUUAAGCCUCCGAACCUCCUACAGCCGCAGCAAAACAGUCAGUCCAGAUUCUCUUUUGCUCGGCAGGAUGAACCUAAUCUCCUAACGUCGCAACAUUAUAAUCAAGCUCUUGAAAGCCAGAGAUAUGGCAUUUACGGGCAAUUGCCAAGAGAUCAGCCUGCCUUCCAGGAGUCUGGGGUGAGCAGAAAUGGAUUUGCUUCAAAUUAUUCUGAAAGAUUGGAAACCUUUGCUUCUGCUAGUCCCACCUUCCCUUCUUACAAGAUUCCUGCGUCAAGAUCCCAAAUUUCUGCUCCACCCGGAUUUUCUGCUCCCAGCAGAUUGCCUCCUCCUGGUUUCUCUUCACAUGAAAGAGUGGACCGGUCUUCUGAUGCUGUUGCAGGAACUCGAUUGCAUGACUCGACCUCUUUGUUGAGGAAUACAUAUCAAAGUGUAAAUCCGGAUAUUGAAUUUAUGGAUCCUGCAAUUUUAGCUGUUGGGAGAGGAAGACUUCAUAGUGGGUUGGAAAGUGCAGGCUUUGAGAACGAUCCAAGGCUUCAGCUGUUGAUGCAGAGCCAUGAAUAUGGAUAUCAGGAUCGAUAUGGGAUGGGUUCGAGGCUAAUGGAUCAGACGCAGGGAACUAGUUUAUCUCCUCAGCUGCUACCUAAUAGACAGCCGUCUCCGAAUUCAUUGUUGUCUAAUGGUGGUGGUGUCUGGGAUAAUAGGUGGAAUAAUAAUGAAGCCCAGGGCGGAAACAGUCUCGGCAUGGCGGAAGAGCUUCUGAGGAGGAGUGAUCAACGGUCGGGAUUUAACAGCAACCUCUAUAACAACGGUUUUGACGAAUCCAGAUUCCGGAUGCCCGGUUCCGGGGAUCAUCUGUAUAACAACAGAACAUUCGGGAUGUGAAAAUUCUGCUCCGGAAAACAUCCUCUGUUUGGAAGAUGUGAUGGGGAAUCAUACUGAGUACUGCUCUUCUCCAAGAGAUAUGAUCCAAAGGGCAGCUCAGAAGGGUGUGUAUCCUCACUACAAACCGGUUUUGUUGGUGAAUGAGAUUCUUAGUAGGGGGAGUUGUAGUUAGUUCUUCAUCCAUAUAGAGAAGAGAGAGCCUUGGAACAGUUUUACAUGAAAAGGGUGGUGGUGUAUAUGUAGACAUGGUGAGAAAUGGUUGCAAACGGGAAUAUGAAUAUCAUCGUGUUACCCUUGAGGUAUGAGUUUCUAAUGAGCCAUUAAAAAAAAAAAGUAGUUUGCUUUUUCAAAUUAAAAAAAAAAGGAACAAAUAGUAUUCGUAGCAAUCUUGGAAACGCGAAAAGUGACAGACAGACGGAGCCUAAGAUUAUUGAAAAAUAAGAAGAGGUGCAUGGGAAUCUACGUUUUGAUGCUUUGCUUGAAGAUGGAGUUUGGAAUAUAAUGGUGGGUCCAUUUGGAAAUUGUGUUCCAUUUCUCAAUAAAGUCCUCUACAUAACAUUUUUUUAA